Drosophila eugracilis is the source of this 1584-nucleotide messenger RNA. RefSeq lists its product as uncharacterized. Lineage: Eukaryota; Metazoa; Arthropoda; Insecta; Diptera; Drosophilidae. The record is from RefSeq and is a predicted model, not a curated record. The transcript has a single exon. Gene Ontology annotation, molecular function: nucleic acid binding. Bases 1 to 1584 code for a protein of 527 amino acids. Gene Ontology annotation, biological process: DNA integration.
AUGCCCGGUGAGUUCGCAUUGGUAGCAUCAAAUGAAUUUGUCAUCCUGUUCCAGAGAUUCUCGAGCUUCAGUCGCCUGGUGAGGACCACCGCCUGGGUCCUGAGGUUUGCGCGACGGUGCCGCAAACAGAGAAGCGAGCUCGAGGAAUAUGGACUCACUGCAACGGAGUGUGAGGCCGCGGAGAACCUGUUAAUCAGGCAGGCCCAAUUGGAGUCGUUUCCCGCCGAGAUGAGGUCGGCGGAACGCGGAAAGGACGUCGCCAACUCGAUCGAGAUUAGAAGUCUGGCGCCUUACGUGGACAAAUAUAGAGUUCUGCGAGUUUAUGGCAGAGUCGAUGCCGCGCUGUCCAUGCCGUACAGUGCGAGGAGGCCUGUGAUACUGUCACACAGGCACAGUCUUACGGAGAUGGUAGUAAGACACUACCACGCCCAGAUAAAGCAUCAAAACGUGGAUGCGACGAUUGCCCAGAUCCGGACGAGAUUCUGGGUCACGAAGAUAAGACGAGUGCUGAAGGAGGUAACUUCGUCGUGCAACAAAUGCAAGCUACAACGGACGUGGCCGAUGCCGCCGAUAAUGAGACCCCUUCCAGAGGAUCGCUUGGAAGCUGGAGGAUGGUCAUUCAAGUACACAAGACUAGACUACUUUGGGCCACUGCUGGUGACUGUUGCUCGUCACAGAGAUAAGCGUUGGGUCGCCUUGUUCACAUGCUUGACGACAAGGGCGAUUCAUCUGGAGCUGGCGCAUGACCUGUCAACGGAUUCCUGUAUAAUAGCGAUCAGGAACUUCGUCUGCCGUAGAGGACCAGUACGUAAACUGCGGAGUGACAACGGCAAGAACUUCGUGGGAGCUGACAUGGAGGCCAGGCGAUUUGGAGACGUGUUCGAGACGGAAAGGAUACAGAGUGAGUUAUCCAGCAGGAGCAUUGAAUGGCUCUUUAAUUGCCCAUCCAACCCGUCUGAGAGCGGAGUAUGGGAGCGGAUGGUGCAGUGCGUCAAGCGAGUGCUGCGCCAUACCCUGAAGGAAGUCGCGCCGAGGGACCAUGUUUUGGAGAGUCUCCUAAUAGAGGCGGAAAACAUAGUCAAUUUGCGUCCGCUCACCCACUUGCCAGUGGAUGCGGACCAAAAGGCACCGUUGACGUCAAACGAACUGCUCAAGGGAGCAGCUAACCUGCCCGAUACGCCCGGAUGGGAUGUGGAGCGGCCCAAGGAGGGUUCUACGCGAAAGCAGUGGAGGAUUGCCCGCAUGCUACGGGACCGCUUCUGGAGGAGGUGGGUCAUGGAGUACCUGCCUACGCUUGUGCGCCGCGAGAAGUGGUGCCGGAGAACGGAGCCCAUCCGCCAGGGCGAUAUGGUCUUCGUCAGCGAUCCUGCCUUGCCCAGACGAGAGUGGCGCAAGGGCAUCGUGGAGGAGGUAUACAGCGGAGUUGAUGGAGUCGUCAGACGCGCCACUGUGCGCGUAAAUAAUAAUGGACUAUCUUGGACAAUGUUGCGGCACGUCUCUAAACUUGCAGUUUUAGAUUUGAGUGAAGCGGGUCUUCACGGGGUCGGGGAUGUCGACGGUCAAAACAUUGUUAUCGAUAGUUAA